Messenger RNA from Erigeron canadensis, 2410 nucleotides. RefSeq names its product protein SIEVE ELEMENT OCCLUSION B-like. The transcript is spliced from 7 exons. Gene Ontology annotation, biological process: phloem development. The coding region runs from base 38 to 2185 and encodes 715 amino acids. NCBI's taxonomy places the organism in Eukaryota, Viridiplantae, Streptophyta, Magnoliopsida, Asterales, Asteraceae. The record is from RefSeq and is a predicted model, not a curated record.
CUCCUCACUGUCUUCGCCCCUUAAACUUUAAGCCAAAAUGGUUCUCGACAACCUCCCAAAAAUGCAGCAUCAGCAGCCACAGCAACUGGUUAAGAAGGAGCGGCGAAUGUUCGCUUCCUCUGAUGACCAUGCGAUGAUGAAGCAGGUUGAGGCUACCCAUUCACCUGAUGGCCGGGAUGUUGAACUGGAGCCUAUUCUUCGUGUCAUUGAGGAAACACUCCAUCGUGCCAUUCCCACAGACAUUCAUGGAGUCAUUAAUGGCACACAUAAUGGGCAUGUUGAUGCAACGGCUGCAGAAGAGAAGGCUGCUUUCUUCGGCUAUGAUGAUGUUGAUGGUAUCCCAGAUGGAUUGGCCCAUGUGAUCCACAAAAUUUCCUGCGAGUUUUCUUGCAAGUGUUCAGGUGGAGCAGAUGCCCAUGCGUCAACAAUAGCAAUCCUCAACAUGCUUUCGGGCUACACAUGGGAAGCCAAGGUGGUGAUAUCGUUAGGGGCCUUUGCGGUCAAUUUUGGAGAGUUUUGGCUUGUGGCUCAACUUUUUGCCACCAAUCCACUUGCUAAAUCCGUAGCAAUGCUCAAACAAUUGCCAAACAUCAUAGAACAUUACAAAUCACUCAAACCUCGAUUUGAUGCUAUUAAUAACCUUAUUGAGGUUAUGUUGGAUGUCACCAAGUGUAUCAUUGCAUUCAAGAACCUACCUUAUCAAUAUCUCCAGGAUGACACACCACCCAAGUCAACAGCAUUGACUCAUAUUCCCACUGCAGCUUAUUGGUCAAUCAAGAGUAUGGUGGCUUGCGCCUCUCAACUAACAAGCUUACUCGGCAUGAACUAUGAGUACAUCACAGCUACCUCAGAGGCAUGGGAACUUUCGAGCUUGGCUCACAAGGUUAACAACAUUCAUGAGCACCUCAAAUCACUACUCCUCCUUUGUUAUCAAAACAUAGAGGAAAAGCAGCACGAUGAAUAUUAUCUCAUGCUCGGGCGAAUCUUUGAUGCACCUCACUUAGACAACUUGAAGAUUGUCAAAGCUUUGUUCUGUGCCAAGGAUGACAUUCAUCCACUUAUUGAUGGCUCGUCGAAAACAAGGGUUAAUGUAGAGGUGCUAAGGAAAAAGACUGUAUUGCUGCUCAUAUCAGACCUUGAGAUCUCCCUAGAAGAGGUUGUCAUUCUCACUCAAAUCUACAAAGACUCAAGAAUACAACCAGAUCUUCAAUACGAGGUUGUGUGGGUCCCGGUUGCGGACCCCCUGAUGACAUGGAACGAUUCACACCAACACAAGCUCGAACAGCUUCAAUCAAUGAUGACAUGGCAUAUGCUAUACCACCCCACAUUGCUAGAACCAGCAGUUAUCAAGUACAUCAAACAAGUUUGGCACUUCGAAAAGAAGCCGAUUUUAGUAGCGUUAGAUCCACAGGGCAGGGUGGCAUCACCAAAUGCACUCCACAUGGUCUGGAUAUGGCGAAAUAAUGCCUACCCAUUCACUAGUAUCAAAGAAGAUGCACUGUGGAAGGAAGAAUCAUGGACACUUGAGUUAUUGGUCGACUCCAUUGAUCGAUAUAUACCACGAUGGAUUACUGAACAGAAAUACAUAUGCUUAUAUGGAGGGGAUGACCUAGAUUGGAUCAGAAGAUUUACAAAGAUAGCAUCAGAUAUUGCUAGAGCUGCAGGAAUCACAUUGGAGAUGGUUUAUGUGGGAAAGAGCGGAACCAAGGAGAGAAUAAGAAAAUUAAGUGCAACGAUCAGUGAGGAGAAAUUAAGCCACACAUGGCCCGACCCAACUUCCGUGUGGUACUUUUGGACCCGCCUCGAGAGCAUGUUGUACUCGAAAAUUCAGCAAGGGAGAAAUUUUGAAAAUGAUCCAAUUAUGAAGGAGGUGAUGACCAUGAUGAGCUUUGAUGGGAGUGACCAAGGGUGGGCAUUGAUAUGCCUGGGAUUGAAUGAGAUGGCAAGGGCGAACGCUAAUUUGGCAUAUGCGAGCUUAAAUGAGUAUGGGAAUUGGGAAGGAGAUGCAAGAGAGAAUGGUUUUGUCCCGGCUUUAAGAACAUACUUAGCUAAAUUGCAUACACCUCAGCAUUGCAACCGACUCAUACUUCCUGGGAUCAGUGGUGGAAUUCCAGAGGUAGUGGUCUGUUCUGAAUGUGGCCGAACAAUGGAGAAAUUCUUUAUGUUCCGAUGUUGUACUGAUUAAGGGGAAUGGUUAUUGUGUUUCGAUCGAGACUUAAAUUAUGUUUAUCAGUUGUUUUAGUAUGAUGACCAGUGAGGAAGUGCUGUUGGAAGUGUGAUGCUGGUUUGUAGUUUUAUUUAAGUAACCAUUGGUGUGCUAUUCUUAUUUCUACUUGCAAUGUACAACUUGUUUUCAUCUGUUUAAUUUAAAGAACCCAAAUUAAUUUGAGCCCACUAUAUCUACAUUCUU